Dendrobium catenatum is the source of this 2482-nucleotide messenger RNA. Its product is annotated as putative 3,4-dihydroxy-2-butanone kinase. The record is from RefSeq and is a predicted model, not a curated record. Gene Ontology annotation, biological process: glycerol catabolic process. The coding region runs from base 408 to 2192 and encodes 594 amino acids. Lineage: Eukaryota; Viridiplantae; Streptophyta; Magnoliopsida; Asparagales; Orchidaceae. Gene Ontology annotation, cellular component: cytosol. Gene Ontology annotation, molecular function: glycerone kinase activity; ATP binding. The transcript is spliced from 20 exons.
CCGGCCGGCCCAAAUUGCUGCUGCUUAUGCAAAACUUUGAGGCGCUUAUCGUAAUUUCGCAUCUCUUUAGGGGCAACCCCCGGACGGAGAAGAUCGGCCGGAACAGCCCUGAAGGCUUGGCGAGAAAAUAUAGAACGAAAUGAGGGAUGCCAAAGGGGUUUAAAUAGAACGGCGAGGGCAUUGGCGGAGCAAUUAACUGAAGAAUUAAAACUCCUCCUCGCUUCGUUCCCUCCAUUCGUCCAUCAUGGUGUCACUCUGGUUCUCUUCCUCUCACUCGCUCUCUCCGUGCUAGGGUUUACUCUAUCUCGGAGAAGAGAGCUUCUCGGUGCUGUGAUCUUUUCCGUGUAAUGCUCGGAGUUUUCACCUGAUCUGAGUGAGAUUAUCGGGAAUAGGUUGCUCGUGCUACGAUGUCGUACCAAGCGAAAAAGCUAAUUAACGAUCCUAGGGAUGUCGUGACCGAGUACAUUGAGGGCAUGGUGGAGACAUAUCCUCUCCUACAGUACUUGGAUGGCUUCCCAAAUAUUAAGGUUGUUUUGCGUGCUGAUGUCGUAGGGUCCACAUAUGACAAGGUUGCAGUUAUCUCUGGUGGGGGUAGCGGCCAUGAACCUGCUAAUGCUGGAUAUGUUGGUGAAGGCAUGCUCACAGCAGCUGUCUGUGGAGAUGUUUUCACCUCUCCCCAUGUUGAUGCCAUAUUAGCUGCUAUUCGAGCUGUCACUGGUCCAAAGGGAUGCCUUCUGAUAGUCACGAAUUACACUGGUGAUAGACUUAAUUUUGGUUUAGCAGCCGAGGAAGCAAAAUCUGAAGGCUAUAAUGUGGAGAUGGUUAUUGUUGGUGAUGAUUGUGCUUUACCACCACCUCGAGGUGUUGCUGGUCGGAGAGGUUUAGCUGGAACCAUUCUUGUCCAAAAGGUUGCUGGUGCUGCUGCUGCUGCUGGCCUUUCCCUAGCUGAUGUGACUGCAGAAGCAAAGCAUGCAUCCGAAAUAGUGGGAACAAUGGGAGUUGCAUUUUCAGUUUGUACAUUACCAGGCCAUGUCACAUCUGAUCGGCUAGGUCCAGGAUUGAUGGAGCUUGGACUAGGAAUUCAUGGAGAGCCUGGUGCUGCUGUUGCUGAUCUCCAGACUGCUGAUAUAGUGGUCUCCCAUGUGCUGAAGCAGAUCUUAUCAACGGAAACAAAGUAUGUGCCAAUUACAAGGGGAAAUAGAGUGGUCCUGAUGAUUAAUGGCUUAGGUUCAACUCCUGCCAUGGAACUCAUGAUUGCUGCUGGAAAAGCAGUUCCACAGCUGCAGUUGGAGCAUGGGCUAGCUAUUGACAGAGUUUAUACUGGAUCAUUCAUGACAUCCCUUGAUAUGGCAGGAUUGUCUAUUUCAAUUAUGAGGGCAGACAGAAUCAUUUUGCAGCGCCUAGAUGCCCCAACUAAAGCUCCUUUCUGGCCUGUUAGUGUUGAAGGAGACCGCCCUCCUGCUAAAAUACCUAUUCCUAUUCCGCCAUCUAAGAUAGAAACAAAUGUGGAGUUGUUUGCUAAACCACAAGAGCUCAGUGAACAGGGUGGCAUUCUAGAAGUUGCUAUCAGAGCCGCUGCAAAUGAAAUAAUCAGUCUAAGGGACCAACUGAAUGAAUGGGAUAGUAAAGUCGGUGAUGGAGAUUGUGGUUCUACUAUGUUUAGAGGAGCUACGGCAAUUAUGGAGGAUAUGAAGAAAUGCUACCCUCUGAAUGAUGCUGCACGGACUGUAAAUGAGAUUGGGAUGUCAAUUAGGAGGGUGAUGGGAGGAACAAGUGGAAUCCUAUAUGAGAUACUAUGCAAAGCAGCCUAUGCAAGCUUGAAAGGUUCUCCUGUGAUUACAUCUAAGGAAUGGGCUAAUGCUCUCGAGGCAGGCAUUGCUGCGGUAAGCAAAUAUGGUGGAGCUGGUUCUGGGUAUCGCACAAUGCUUGAUGCUCUUAUCCCAGCAGCAUCUAUCCUGAAAGAGAGGUUGGAUGCAGGCGUUGAUCCUGUAAAUGCUUUUGUCAUGUCAGCUGAUGCAGCAUGCAGUGGAGCAGAAUCAACCAAAAACAUGCAGGCCCAAGCUGGCCGAUCGUCAUAUGUAUCAGCGGAAAUGCUCGCUUUAGUUCCUGAUCCGGGAGCCAUGGCCGUGGCAUCAUGGUACAGAGCAGCGGCAGUUGCGGUAGAGUCGAGGUUGCGGCCAUCAAAGGGCUAAGAGUUGUAUGGUUUCAUGAGACGUCGGACUCAAUUAACUUACAAAAUCUAUACCUUACGGAUCAGUUAAUUCACAAUUUUACCACAUUUACAAAUUUUGUUUUCCGCUUGUGUCCGAAACAUAAGCCGAGAAAGCGUGUUUUGAACGGAUAAUUUCCUUGUUGAGCCUGCUGCUUUUUGUUAAGAGUCUUUUGAAGGAAUACCCAUGCAACAUUUUCAUAUUUGUCCUACCCCUACCAUAUUAACUUUCAGAUCACUGCCAAUUGUUUUCGUAUCGACGAAGUUCUUUUA